Molecule: messenger RNA, 2737 nt
Organism: Pungitius pungitius (ninespine stickleback)
Lineage: Eukaryota; Metazoa; Chordata; Actinopteri; Perciformes; Gasterosteidae
Gene: ctdspl2a
Product: CTD (carboxy-terminal domain, RNA polymerase II, polypeptide A) small phosphatase like 2a
Exons: 13
Coding region: 215-1639 (474 amino acids)
Molecular function (GO): phosphoprotein phosphatase activity
Source: RefSeq, a predicted model, not a curated record
UACGCAUCACCAGCGUUGUGUUUGUGAUGAGGCGGGAAAUGGCGUCCGCAGACAUGUUUGGUCUGUGACUCGCUACCGAGCGACACGCAGCAGGCAGCGACAACCGCGGCCCGACCUCUACCGGUGGCCGCCACGGUCGCGGCCGACAGCAGCCCGCCGCGGCUCGUUUUGAGGAGCUUCCGAGAUCAUCAAUUUUUCUAUGUGACGUUUGAGCAUGAUGAAGCUGAGAGUGCGUAAAGCUCCUCAGCAGGCGAACUUUGGCCGUCGAAUCCAGCCGUCCCAAGCCAAGCGGAAACACCGUGAAGUGGAGCCGUCUCCGGUGAGAGGUCGAGGCAAAAUGCAGAAGAAUGAAACCGGCCUUUUCUCCACAAUAAAGAAAUUCAUCCGUGGAAAUGCUGUCAAGGUGGAGCAGGAUAUCCCUGCAAAGAGGAGUCGUGUUGAUUGUAAUCUUGAGAGUAAUCUAAUAACUUCAUCGCCACAGACUAGAGGCCUUUCAAACAAAACCGUUCCCAGAGUUUGCCGGAAAAGUCCAGUUAAAGACACAAUGACCUGCAACAGCAAACCCAUGAAACCGAACGGUAAACUGGAGCCCCCCCUCGAGGCAGCGAGCAGCCCACCACGCACCACCCUGCUCGGCACAAUCUUCUCUCCAGUCUUCAACUUUUUCUCACCAUCAACUAAAACUGCCACUCCUGGUUCAGAGUCCCCCGGGCAGGCGAUGGAGGCCGAGGAAAUCAUCAAACAGCUGGACAUCGAGCCGGCAGAAGAAAUGCCGAGCAGCACCCUCACGUCCACAGAGGCAAUCACUCCGUGCCACGCUGCCCUGAUUUUACCGCAGAGGCUUCAGAUUAACUCCGACACAACCAUAGAACAAGGAGAAAUAGUCACUGAAACUGACAUGCCACCAUUAACGGCUGCUGGUUGCAUGCCGGACGGUGUUUACCCACAUGCUCUACCUUCAGCCCCUCCAGAAACAACAUAUGAAGAGGAAUGGGAAGUUUUUGAUCCGUACUUCUUUAUCAAGCACGUGCCUCCACUGACAGAAGAGCAGUUAACACGUAAACCAGCGUUACCUUUGAAAACGCGCAGCACACCAGAGUUUUCUCUUGUCUUGGAUCUGGACGAAACUCUGGUCCACUGUAGUUUGAAUGAGCUAGAAGACGCAGCCCUGACAUUCCCUGUGCUCUUUCAGGAUGUUAUAUACCAGGUCUAUGUUCGGUUGAGGCCAUUUUUCCGAGAAUUUCUUGAGCGCAUGUCUCAAAUGUAUGAGAUUAUUCUCUUCACGGCUUCAAAGAAAGUGUAUGCCGACAAGUUGCUCAACAUCCUGGAUCCGAAAAAACAGUUGGUCAGACACCGGCUGUUUCGUGAGCACUGUGUUUGUGUUCAAGGAAAUUACAUUAAAGACCUCAACAUUCUCGGACGGGAUCUUUCAAAAACGAUAAUAAUCGACAACUCGCCCCAAGCCUUUGCCUAUCAGCUUUCCAAUGGAAUUCCUAUCGAGAGCUGGUUUGUGGAUAGAAACGACAAUGAGCUUCUGAAGCUCGUUCCUUUCCUGGAGAAGCUUGUGGAGCUGAAUGAAGAUGUCAGGCCGCACAUCCGAGAGCAGUUUCGUUUACACAACCUCCUUCCUCCGGACUGACCGCGCGUUCGUCUCUCAGCUCAAGAUGGUAUCAACAUUGGAAAGUGGAAAAAAAAGAUCCCACAAGAACAUACGCAAUAGAUUUCAAUUUGCAAACAAUGCCGUGGUUAUUUUUGAAAUUAUGCAAAACAUUGAACGUUCUAAUUGAAUCAAGAAAGUCCUGGAUGUUUUUACACACACACACACACACUCAAACCAGAUUCAGAAAAAAAAUACGAUGUGCCCGCUGCGGCCGACGUUUUGCUUGUUUGUUUCCAGCCUCCUGGAAGGUAUUUUGUCUUUUGAGAAACAUUUUGGAUUAGCAAAACUGAAUGUCAUGCCGUGUUGGAUCUUAUGGACUUGGGUCACGUCAGCCUGACCGUGACCGGACACUCAAACCUGUAUGAUAUUAACUCCAUUUACUUGUAAAUUUAUGUACAUAGUUUUUUUUUUCCCCCAAAGGGUUUGAAGUCAAUAUCAUUUCCUUUCAGAUUUUAGUAUGUAUUCUUUGAUUCGGUUGCUUUUAUAAACCAACUAAAUGUUAGUGUGUUUUGUUUGAAGUUGUUGAUAAGCAGCUGCUUUUCUGUGGUAUGCCUGCAUUAUUCCUGUGAUGCUUUACUCCAUUACAUGCAGUUGUCUGUAAUACGGUGCUGUUUAAAAGAGAAAAAAAAAGUAUCUUUUGAGGGAGAAAUGUUUCUGAAACAAUAUUUUAAAACAAUGUAAUGUAAGCUAGACUAUGGUCUAACCUGAAUACAAAGCCAUGAUGGCUGAAUUUUAAACUUGGAGAUUUGUAUUUGAUAGUCCAUCGGGAAAGGGGGGGGGGGGGUUCUGGCAUCUUGCACUUUGACAUCCAGCCCUUUGUAAGUUGAUGUAAAAUCUUGUCACUUUUCUACACUGGUGUGAAUCGCCUCAAUUUGUUAUGUGGGUGGAAGAAAAUGAACUUGUAGCACCAGCAAAUUGCCAACAUUGUUUGCUUUGAAAUCUUGUUUUCCAAGACGUCUUGUAUGUGGGAUCUUAAUGGUGUGGGAGUCACAAGUUUUAUUGACUAUUGAAUGAUCACUCCCGUUGUAUUCAGUGUUACUCAAUGGUUUCCUUGAAAAUAAAUACAUUUUUAUACGA